Molecule: messenger RNA, 2054 nt
Organism: Monopterus albus (swamp eel)
Lineage: Eukaryota; Metazoa; Chordata; Actinopteri; Synbranchiformes; Synbranchidae
Product: insulin-like growth factor I
Exons: 4
Coding region: 248-931 (227 amino acids)
Biological process (GO): regulation of protein phosphorylation; negative regulation of apoptotic process; positive regulation of cell population proliferation
Cellular component (GO): extracellular region
Molecular function (GO): hormone activity; insulin-like growth factor receptor binding
Source: RefSeq, a predicted model, not a curated record
AUCAGACGAGAAACACCAGAUGCUGAUUUUCCAUCUAUAAGUCAGAUUGUUCAGUUUAAACUGAUGAACACCACACCUGUCAGGUUUGUUGUUUUGUUAUUGAAUCAAUACCUCUCUGAAGCAGGUUUAAGAAAAACUGAAUGUCACGAAUAUCAUGCUUGUGACAAUGUGAAUAUCACUUUACAAACACAGCAGAACAAGUUCAGCCUCAGUUACAGCAUGUUAAAUCACCUGAUAUGAGUCUUGGAUGAGAACUGAGCGGAGGGAGGAAACCUUGGCGCUGCGGUCCUCCCCUCCUGCCUAUAAGACCCCGGGUCUCCUGAAGUCGGUCCACACUGACAGGAUGCACUCGCCAAGCCGCCCUCCUGCCACAACCCAGACGCUGAAGGUGUUCUGUGUCCGAAUAUGUGUGUUCUAUUCCAUCAUGUGUCUUGCGGGCUGGCCGGUGUCCUCAGAGGCAGCCAGGCUUCGCUGUGGUUCUGAUCUCCUCAGCGACCUCAUAUUUGUGUGUGGGGAUCGUGGAAUCUAUUUAGGUAAAGGUAAGUGGUCUGGUUACGGCACGCGGCCCAGAGGGAAGGGGAUAGUAGAUCAGUGCUGCCGGCCAGCUGGCUGUGAACUUCAACAUCUGGAGCUGUACUGUGCUAAACCAAAGAGCCAGCAGUACACCACAGCUUACCCAGCCAUGACCACAGCAUCACACACCACCACACAGACAGCCAUGGAAAAGCAGUUUGAAGCAGUAUUUCAGAAGAGACUCUUGGGGCAUCUAGGCGCUCCCAACAGUCCAAAAAGGGAAGCAUAUAGAAAAACACAGCCGUCACUUCAACAGAGAAGCAAAGUUUCAUCAUCACACAGGAGGAUUAAAAACACACGGAGCACAACCAGCAGGCCUCCCUCAGCCCUUCAAAGAACAAUGAGAUCUGAAUCAUGACCUUCAACCUCAUGAAAAGCUGAAGAUUUAUCAUUACUGGAUUGGACCCAGCAAGUUUGAAAGACUGCGUCUGUCUGCUCAGUAGGGGCUGCAGUGAUGGAGAAUCCCCCUGAAGCUCCAGGUUGUUAACUGAUUUGGAGGGAAACACAUGGACCCAGUUGAUAUGUCAUACUGGCAGACAUAUUGGAGGUCCUCAGCUCCAGGAAAUGGCAAUAGACACCUGAAGUCCUGCCACCAGGAUUUCAAACUUUCAAUGAGCCUCUCUUUCAUCCGUCUUUCUGAUGAUAUCCACCCACACUCUUUAAUAUCACCAUGCCAGUGUUUGUCAGUAUGUCACUGGCCUUUAUUUAUUGCUUUAUCUAUUAACUGCUAAAUGUCAAACAGUCUACUAUGGGCUAUUAAAGUUAACCAUACUAGACAAAUGGAAAGUGCCACAUAUUGACUCUUAUUCAUUUGUCUUAUUACUGAGCUAAACCUUUAAUACCCUAGUGAGCUUUUGGUACUUUGUUGUGUUUUCACUGUAUUUAAAGAAUUGGUAGGUGAUUUUGUUUUAGUUUUUUAACAUCACAUGUCAUAAAUAUCUAUAUAUAUAUAAAUUGGGGCAGCUCUGGCUCAGGAGGUACAGCAGUCGUCUCCCAACAGGAAGGUCGGUGGUUUGAUUCUUGCUCUCCUCACUCCACCUGUCAACGUGUCCUUGGGCAAAAAACUGACCCCCAAGUUGCUCCUGAUGGUGCUAGCUUUGACAGAACGUGAAUCAUGAUGUCACUGAGAUGUGUGUGAGCUUGUUAGCCACUAUAGCUAAUGAUAGUUCCUCUUUAGUUGAAUGCCUGUUUAACACUGUAAUUUAAAGUUUGUGACACACCUGCAAAGUCUGUGGAAUAGUAGACUGCAUCUCCCAGUACAUUGACUGAGUGACAGUGUGUAGCUUUACCCUGUGUUUUGGGUCCAGACAUUAGCAGAAUGUACUGAACAAGACUGUGUAUCUACUGAAUGGGCUUGAAUCAACCUGCUGUUACUUUUAUUUCAGUUGUACUUAUUUUGUUUUUAGAUUAUCUAGUUUCAAUUUUUGUGUAUGAACACAUUUUAUGUAAAACACUUUGAAUGCGUCCCCUGUUUAUUUCAC